Monoraphidium neglectum is the source of this 402-nucleotide messenger RNA. RefSeq names its product phospholipid-translocating ATPase. Gene Ontology annotation, cellular component: plasma membrane. Bases 1 to 402 code for a protein of 133 amino acids. The record is from RefSeq and is a predicted model, not a curated record. Lineage: Eukaryota; Viridiplantae; Chlorophyta; Chlorophyceae; Sphaeropleales; Selenastraceae. The transcript is spliced from 4 exons. Gene Ontology annotation, biological process: phospholipid translocation. Gene Ontology annotation, molecular function: ATPase-coupled intramembrane lipid carrier activity.
AUGGAAAAUCAGGUGUUCGACUCGUCCGAGAAGCGGUUUGUCACCCGCACGUGGCGGGACGUGCGCGUCGGUGACGUCAUCACGGACGAGUACUUUCCCGCCGACCUACUCUUCCUAUCCGCCGAGAACGAGGACGGCCUGUGCUACAUUGAGACCAUGCAGCUCGAUGGCGAGACCAACCUCAAGAUCAAGAAGGCCCUGGACGAGACCAAGCACCUCACACGCGACAGCCUGGGGGAAUUCGAGGCCACCGUGCGCUGCGAGCCGCCCAACAGCCGGCUGUACCACUUCACGGGCAACCUGGAGAUGGCCAGCGCCGCCGCCGGGGAGGCGGCCGUGGUGCCCGUGCCGCCGGCGGGCGUGCUGCUGCGCGGCUGCAGCCUGCGCAACACGGCGAAGUAA